ACUCUAUGGAGUUCGCUGAGAAGAGCAAUAUGUCAGUGGUGCCUGGUGGAAAUUUUCGUAUGGAUUUUACCGUCACAGAUUUUAGAAUUGCAGACGUUGAAGUGGCUAUGGAAGACAGUAAGAAAGAGGAGAAAUUUGAUUUGACAAGUAGAAGACAAGAAGUGGAAGAUCUUUCUCCUUCAUUUAACAUCAACCUUUCUCAUAUACAGCCUGAAAUAGAUUUGAAUAAGAUGCCGUCCCUAGGUGAGGAAUGUGAGAUAAUAUCAACAGCAGCUAGUGUUAUGCAUUCUGUUACGGAAGAGCAGUUGACAGAACCUUCUGCAAAAGCGAAGGCUAACCAGAGGCAUGUUGUGCCUCCAGUAUUGCAGACCCUGAACAAGCCUUUAGGGGGUAUUAAUGUUGUCAGUACUUACAAAAGGAGGAGGCAUGGUGUAAAAGAUAAUUUUCCAUCCCGGACUGCACAUAAAUCAAUUCAGAACCAAAAGCAUAUAGAUGUUAAAGAGAGAAGGGGUAACUCUACAUCUAUUUCUUUUCAGGAUCAGGCAAAGCCAAAAGUAUUACCUGACUUUGAAUUGUAUAUUGUAGAAGAGGAAGAAGGUUCAGGUGGUUAUGCCACUGUGUACAGAGCUCGGAGGAAGAAUGAUGGAGCUUUAGUUGCCCUUAAAUGUCCUCAUGCCAACGCUCAUAAGAAUUAUGUUAACAAUGAGCUGAAAAUGCUGGAGUGUCUUGGGGGCAGAAACUUUAUAAUACGAUAUGAAGGAUGUGUUAGGAGUGAGAAUUCUGAUUGCUUUGUUCUGCAGUAUGUUGAACAUGAUAGACCGGAGGUGUUGAAAAAAGAAAUCGAUGUUUUUCAGUUAAAGUGGUAUGCUUUUUGCCUGUUCAAAGCUCUUGCAAAUCUUCAUAGACAGGGGAUAAUUCAUAGAGAUGUCAAACCAGGAAACUUUCUUUUCUCUCGUAAGACCAACAAAGGUUAUCUUAUUGAUUUUAAUCUUGCCAUGGAAAUGCAUCAAAAGUACAGGAGUACGGACAAAUCAAAGUUGGGAUAUGCUUUAAAUUCUCGAAAUACCGUUCCUCCCAAAGCCAUUCAUCCAACAGAUAGCAGCAAGUUUUUAAAUAUGAAAUCAAGGGAGGGAAUCAAUAUAGAGGCAACAAAAGGGUCCAGGUUAACUUUAGAGCCGAAGAACACGAGGAAGACAACAGUUCAAAGGAAGGCUCCUCAUAACGACUUGAGUAGCUGGAAUAAAAUAAAUAGUCAGGGUGCAGAUGGUUCAGGCAUUACCUCAGCAAAGGACGGAAGUGCAAGAACUCCUUCAGCAGAAAGACCCAGAGAACCUUUGCCAUGCCAAGGUAGGAAAGAGCUAAUCAGUCUGGCACAGGAAGCAAUGCAGACCCCCAAACCUGGAGUGUCGCAUGUUCCUGCUCCCAGGAGAAGGCGAGUUGCUGCUUCUCCGGCAAAAAUGGAUAGACAGGUUCUUCAUCCUACUCCAAUGCCUUUGAAUUCAAUUAGCUUGGCAAUAUCUGGAGUUGGCUUAUUGAAGAACAAAGGGGAUGGGAAGCAUAAGAAAGAAGGUCCUUGUGCUGGAACCAAAGGCUUUCGAGCACCAGAGGUCUUGUUCAGAUCUCAACAUCAAGGUCCAAAGAUUGAUGUCUGGUCGGCUGGGGCCACUCUGCUUUACCUAAUGACUGGGAAAUGUCCCUUUACUGGUGAUCCCGAACAGAACAUAAAGGAUAUUGCAAAACUGAGAGGCAGUGAAGAUCUUUGGGAAGUUGCCAAGUUACAUAAUCGUGAAUCCGCAUUUCCCGAGGAGCUCUAUGGUAAGCAGUCUUCAACAACUGUGAAUCUAAGGGAGUGGUGCGAAACGAAUACGAAGAGACUAGACUUCCUUUCGGAGAUACCGAGUUCACUUUACGAUUUUGUGGACAAGUGCUUAACAGUGAACCCGAGAUUGAGGAUUACAUCAGAGGAUGCUCUUAAGCAUGAAUUCUUGGCUUCAAUACAUGAAAAUAUGAGAAAGAAAAGGGCGUUCAAGCAAGGGAACCAGCUUUGACUCUGAGAGAAAGGAUCACCAAGACUUCAUGUUUGAAGGUUUCACGAAAGGUUCGUCUGCGGUUAACUGAUGUAAAUGUAUGAGUUUCAUCAUAGAUGUUCAAGUUGUGUAAAUAAA
Messenger RNA from Hibiscus syriacus, 2165 nucleotides. RefSeq names its product cell division cycle 7-related protein kinase-like. Gene Ontology annotation, biological process: protein phosphorylation; mitotic DNA damage checkpoint signaling. Gene Ontology annotation, molecular function: protein serine/threonine kinase activity; ATP binding. The coding region runs from base 6 to 2048 and encodes 680 amino acids. The transcript is spliced from 13 exons. The record is from RefSeq and is a predicted model, not a curated record. Lineage: Eukaryota; Viridiplantae; Streptophyta; Magnoliopsida; Malvales; Malvaceae. Gene Ontology annotation, cellular component: nucleus.